Messenger RNA from Eruca vesicaria subsp. sativa (arugula), 3196 nucleotides. Lineage: Eukaryota; Viridiplantae; Streptophyta; Magnoliopsida; Brassicales; Brassicaceae. The record is from the annotation of a GenBank genome assembly.
UUCUUUAUUAAUCAGAGUUCCUCACGAGGUGGCUCCUGUCGAGAUUGGAUCCAUACACACACGACGUAGCCUUCUCCAACUUCACUCUCUCUUUCUCUCUCACACUCUCCACUUUCAAGUCGUAGACAUAACAUAGCUUUCUCUCUCUCGUCGAAGAAGAAGGAUUGUAGUAUCAUCCCCAUAGAAAAAAGACUCCAGAUUUAAUCGUUUUUCUUUAUAAAACAUAAAAACAGAGCGUAUCUUCUGCUCCAAGAACGCGACUUCAAGCCUCCAAGGGGAGGGAGAACCCAACCAAAACAACAAGGGAUCUUUAAGAAUUUUAGCUAAAAAUGUCAAUGCCACUGCAACGUGGCAUCUCAGGAGGAGUACGAGUCUCUAACAGCAGUGAUGAUCUCAGAGACUCUCAAAUGAAAGACAAGUCAGAUAAGGAAACACGUUCCUCUGAUCACUUAACCUUGAGGUUCCCUUUCGCUUUCCUCUUUAGUCAAUCUCCUUCCAAAACUGGAGAAAACGGUUUUCCCACUGAUCCUUACAGCGCAAGGAGCAGACACAAGUUGAUGUUACUGUUUCUCAAGAUCAGUUUGGUUCUAAUUGUGAUCCUUGCUCUAGCUGGUUCCUUCUGGUGGACGGUUUCUAUCUCCACGUCAUCAAGAGGUCAUGUGUAUCAUAAUUAUAGGAGAUUACAGGAGCAGCUUGUGUCAGAUUUGUUGGAUAUUGGUGAGAUCUCUGCUGGUCCCACUAGGUUGAAAGAGUUGGAGUAUUGUAGUAUAGAAGCUGAGAACUAUGUCCCUUGCUUUAAUGUCUCUGAGAUUGGUGAUGAGAAUGAUCGGUUUUGUGGGCCUGGAUCGAAGCAGGAGUGUUUAGAGUUACCUCCUGUGGAUUACAAGGUUCCUCUUAGGUGGCCUACUGGUAAAGAUGUGAUAUGGUAUCAUAAUGUUAAGAUCACUGCUGAUGAAGUGUUGACUUCUGGUAGUAUCAACAAGAGGAUGAUGAUGAUGGAUGAUGAUCAGAUCUCUUUCCGUUCCGCGUCUCCUAUGUUUGAUGAGGUUGAAGAUUAUUCUCAUCAGAUUGCUCAGAUGAUUGGGAUUAAGAAUGAUAACUUCAUUGAAGCUGGUGUGAGGACUAUACUGGAUAUUGGAUGUGGUUAUGGUAGCUUUGGAGCACAUCUGCUCUCUAAGCAGCUUUUGACUAUGUGCAUAGCAAACUAUGAAGCAUCUGGUAGUCAAGUUCAGCUAACACUUGAGAGGGGUUUACCUGCUAUGAUUGCUUCUUUUGUAUCAACGCAGUUGCCAUAUCCUUCUCUUUCCUUUGAUAUGUUGCAUUGCUCAACAUGUGGCAUUGAUUGGGAUAAGAAAGAUGGUCUUCUCCUUGUGGAAGUUGACAGGGUUUUGAAGCCAGGAGGCUACUUUGUUUGGACAUCUCCACUCACAAACGCUCGUAACAAAGAGGAUAUAAAGAGAUGGAACUUUGUUCAUGAUUUUGCUGAAAGCAUCUGUUGGACUCUUCUAUCUCAGCAAGACAAGACAGUUGUUUGGAAAAAGACAGUCAAAACCAAAUGUUACAGUUCCAGGAAGCCUGGAGUGGGACCUUCUGUGUGUAGCAAAGGGCAUGAAGUUGAGUCUCCGUAUUACAGACCGCUUCAGAUGUGUCUUGGUGGAACACGUAGCCGGAGAUGGAUUCCCAUUGAAGCCAGGACAAGAUGGCCUAGCCGGUCUAACAUGAACAAGACUGAACUUUCACUAUUUGGUCUUCACCCGGAGGAGGUUGGAGAAGAUGCAGCAAACUGGAAAGCAAACGUAAGAGACUACUGGUCUCUCUUAUCUCCACUGAUAUUCUCUGAUCACCCCAAAAGACCAGGCGAUGAAGAUCCAUCUCCUCCUUAUAACAUGCUCAGAAACGUUUUGGACAUGAAUGCUCAAUACGGUGGGCUAAACUCCGCCUUGUUGGAAGCUAAGAAGUCGGUUUGGGUGAUGAAUGUUGUCCCUACAGCUGGACCAAACCACCUUCCAAUGAUCCUUGACCGUGGCUUUGUUGGAGUCUUACACGACUGGUGUGAAGCGUUCCCUACUUAUCCAAGAACAUAUGAUCUGGUUCAUGCUGAUAAUCUUUUGUCGCUUCAGAGAAGUCAACGCAGAAGCUCAUGCUCGCUUCUGCAAAUAUUGACAGAAAUGGACAGAGUACUUCGUCCAGAGGGAUGGGUGAUAAUACGUGACAUGGUGCAGCUUGUGGAAACGGCAAGAGCCUUGACAACGCAGUUGAAGUGGGAGGCUAGAGUUGUAGAGGUUGAAAGCAGUAGUGAUCAGAGACUCCUCAUUUGCCAAAAACCAUUCACCAAGCGACAAUCAAUCUGAAACAAGAAGAAAGAGUAGUUUUAUUUUUGUUCCAAGUCUCUCACAGUUUUGGAAGUAGUCACACAACUGUGGUGGCUAUACCGGGAAGAAGAAAGGAGAAGGGAGAUUGAAUAUAUGGAGCCGGGGACGUAAGACCGCCGGUGAAAGUUUCUUUGUAUGGUUUCAUGAGUUCCCAUUUUUAUAGAAUGUUACAUGUUAUAUUUUACUUUGGGGUUACUAUUUUUAUUAUAUUACAGUGAAAAGAAUAUGAUCCAUAUUUGUGAAGAUGUUUGAUGAAAUAUAAGUUGACAAACACUAUUCAGUAGAAUAGGACAUGAAUAGUGUUCUAUGAGAGAGUAUCAUCUGUUUGCAUUGGCCAAUUCAUAACAUGUAUAGAAAAGAGGAGAUUUCAAUGUGCCGGUGACUCUGCAGCUGUCUUUGAUCACUUCACUGGCUCAGUGAACUGUUUGUUAAGGUAAAUUAGCUUAGUGAGCAAGCUGGAGAUCGUCUUGCAGCUAGUCCUCACCUGAUGUUGAUAACCCCAAGAAUGUUGUAGUCUGCUCUUUGAUCAGUGUACAGUUAGAUAACAAGAUCAGUUAGAUUUGGUUAAGUCAGGGAAGCAAACAAGCAUCGCCGCAUAAGGAAGGUUGAUAGUGUAUGGUUUUGCUUACUGCUUUCACACCUUGUCCAACGCUGAGAGAUUUGGCUAUAACUGACCAUUAUGUGAACUUAUUAUGUGAGUCAGUCAUGUUUUUUUGUACCAAGUUUCUUGGCAUGUAGGAUAGAUAUUAAUUUACGAUAUAUGGCAGUGUUUGGUCAUAUCAUGUAUUAGUAGUGUUCCAGCAAAUUUGGUUGGCAUUGGCUUU